CGAAGUUCAGAGGUCGGGCUUGGACCCGGGCAUGCCAACCUAGCAGUGAAGUGCGAUCUGUAAAUUUGUUUUAUUUAAAAGCUCCAACGAUUGAAUUGUAACAUGGAGAACGAUAUUCUGGAUUCUCUGGAGGACCUUGGGUACAAAGGUCCGCUGCUAGAAGAGGGGGCUUUGGACUCGGCAGCGAACACAGGGGCUGCUUCUCCGGAAUACACCAAACUGUGCGCCUGGAUCGUCUCCGAGCUAAAGCUCUACUGCAAGCUGGAGGAGAAUGUGCAUGCCACGAACUGUCCCACCGAGGCAGAGGAGUUCCAGCUGGAGAUGAGCGGCCUCCUUGCGGAGCUAGCGUGCCCCUACUCUGUCCUCACCACGGGCGACGUCACCAAGCGCCUGCUCAGCAGGAACAACAGCCUGCUGCUGCUCACUUUCCUCAUCUCUGAGCUUGAGGCCUCCAGGAUGAUCCUGGUCACCCGGCCGCAGAAGAAGGCUCAGGACGGUGGGGGCAGCGACGUCUUCGUGGAGCUGAAGGGCAUCUGCAUGGCCCUGGGAAUGUCCAAACCCCCAGCCAGCAUCACCAUGUUCCAAUUCUUCAGCGGCAUCGAAAAGAAGCUGAAGGAAGCUUUGGCCAAGGUCCCACCUACUCAUGUAGGAGGAUCUCUUUUGAAGAAACCCUUGGGUCCAGUCCACUGGGAGAAAAUUGAAGCUGUCAACCAAGCACUUGUGAAUGAAUAUGAAGUCAGGAGAAAGAUGUUGCUGAAACGUCUGGACGUGACAGUUCAGUCUUUUGGUUGGUCGGAUAAGGCUAAGACACAUGGUGAAAAGCUGGCUAAAGUGUACCCGCCCCUGCGUUCAUCUCUGGCCACCAAGAGCUCGGUGUCCGUUGCUCACCUCUUUGCCGCCAGAGAUGACCUCUCCAAAAUCCUGCGCACAAGCAGCGGGAGAAUCCGGGAGAAGACUGCCUGUGCCAUCAACAAGGUUCUGAUGGGGCGUGUACCUGACCGAGGCGGGAGACCCAAUGAGAUCGAACCACCCCCUCCGGAAAUGCCCACCUGGCAGAAGCGACAGGAUGGGCCCCAAGGAGGCGGCGGGCAGCAUUAUGGAGGGGGUGGCAGAGGAGGAGGAGGAGGAGGAGGAGGAGGAGGAGGAGGAGGAGGAGGAGGAAGAGGGGGCUAUGACCAGCACUCCCAGGGUGGGCGCGGGGGUUACGAGCGUGGGGGCAGGGGGGGUAAAGUCCAAGGAAGUUGGUCAGAUGGUGGGAGCAGAGGCAGUGGUGGUGGUGGUGGUGGUGGUUACCAUGGCAACUAUCAGGAGGGAGGCGGCCACCAAGGAGGAGGGGGAGGGGGAGGGGGGAGGGGAGGUUACGGUGGUGGAAAUUACCAAGGUGGCUUCCAGGGCUCUAAUUACCAAGGAGGGGGAUACCAGGGUGGAGGUGGUGGGGGUGGAGGGGGCGGAGGGGGCUAUCAGGGUGGAGGAGGUGGGUUCCAGCAAGACAACCAGUACCAGGAUGGAGGCCGCCCCCAGGAAAGAGGGGGCCGAGGCGGGCGAGGGGGCCGGAGCAGGGGGGGACGGGGAGGCCAGGGAGGUGGCUGGGGAGGGCGAGGUGGGCAGAAUUUCAACCAAGGAGGGCAGUUUGAACAGUUCUUCCAGCAGGGAGGCUAUCAGUACAACCAGGCCGGGUUUGGGCAGGGCAGACACUACACAAGCUGAGGAGAACCACCCUGGACGGUCAUCGCCGCACAGCUCACGCAGAAGUCCCUUCAAAUGAGGAAGACGGGAAAGACUACCCUACAGGUUCAGUGCGAGGAUGCAGUGAGAACUUCUCUUAGCAAGAUUUUUUUUUUUUUUUUUUUUUGGGUUUGCAAGUCAAGCUGAGUGGUCUUUCAGUGGGAAUCUGAAAAUCGGUGUUGCACAAAUGUUGGAUGCUGAUAAACAUCCACCUGACUCAAGAAACAAUUUCCACUUUGCCAUUUUUCUGCAUCACAUGACUUAGUUCAACAAGUUUAACUUUGAUUGUUCCUAUGUAAUCAUUACAUACAGUUUACCUUCUAUUUCAGGUACGAGACAACUCUUAUUAUACUUGUUCCCUACGUGGUCCUUGAGCUAAAGAAAGCUGAUCUGCAAUAUUGGUGUGUUUCCCACUGGAGAGAAUACAUUAUCGGUUCUGUAAUAACACUUGGUUGAUACUGACAAGCCUCAUCUUGGGCACUACUUGAGAGGUAUAGUGUUAUCUGACUCAUGAGUCACAUGUAGAUUUUCUGACAGUGACGCAAUUUUCAAAAUGUCUUCUGUUGAAAAAUAUUGUUGAAUUCUUAAAGUCCAUCCUCUAGUUUUUUUUUUAAAUGAGACAUACUUGAAAGGAAAUGUAUUUUUCUCCAGUGAGAGUUGCUUUAAGCAUAAGUAUACAUUGGAGUGGAGUGCUGCCAUUCUCGAGAAGACUGACUACGGUUUUGCUGUUGCAAAUAGCCUUGAUGGACUUUAAUGUUACUUUUUUGGGAAAAAAGCCACGUGAUGCUGCUUUUUUUUGGAAAUGUUGUGUACAUACAUUAUUAGGAGAUUUGAAAGACUUUGAAAGUGUGACUGAAUGAUAAGUGAGCAAUAAAAAAAUAAAAUGA
Messenger RNA from Conger conger (European conger), 2612 nucleotides. RefSeq names its product family with sequence similarity 98 member A (gene tslig3a). The coding region runs from base 103 to 1707 and encodes 534 amino acids. The record is from RefSeq and is a predicted model, not a curated record. Gene Ontology annotation, cellular component: tRNA-splicing ligase complex. The transcript is spliced from 8 exons. NCBI's taxonomy places the organism in Eukaryota, Metazoa, Chordata, Actinopteri, Anguilliformes, Congridae.